AGAGAGAGAGAGAGAGUCAUUUUCCAUACGUGCUGCGUGUACUUUGUUGUACCGCAAAGCUAAAGUUUUCAUUUUUACAGAUCCGGCUUCGGACACUUGAAAAGCCAGACACCUUCGUCAAAUAAAAAUACCUAAAAAGAAGCUUCCGACAAAGCGAUACUGAUACAUACACAGAUAUAUACAAAAAGGAUAGAAAGAGCAUCCAAAAAAAGGUUUUUUUGGGUGUUGGGUUGUUGGGUUUUAAUCCAUCUUUUGUUUCUGUCUCUUCGUUCGGGAAAGAACUGAUGGCGGAUAAGAAAGAACAACCGUCGACGUCGACACCGAAAUCCUCCGCCGGAGCUCCGCCGCGUCCCACUAUAACUCUGCCGCCGCGACCCUUCGGCGAAGUCUUCUUCAACGGUGGCAUAGGGUUCAGCCCUGGCCCCAUGACUCUUGUUUCCAACUUGUUCCCCAGUUCCAACGAGUACAAGUCCUUCUCUCAGCUCCUCGCUGGAGCCAUGGCCUCUCCGGAGGCUGCUUCCGCGGCGGCGCAGCAGAGGCCUGGGAGCUCCGGAGACGGAGGUGGAGGCGGAGGGAAUAGCUCCGGCGACAUGGACCCGAGGUUCAAGCAGAACAGACCGACGGGGUUGAUGAUCACGCAGCCGCCGACAAUGUUCACGGUGCCUCCGGGGCUAAGUCCGGCGACGCUUCUGGAUUCGCCGAGCUUUCUUGGUCUCCUCUCGCCCAUUCAGGGAACGUUCGGAAUGUCUCACCAACAAGCUCUAGCUCAAGUCACUGCUCAGGCUGUUCAAGCCAAUACCCAUCUCCAAACCCAACCCGAAUAUCUUUCCAUGGCUCCUCCAACAUCGUUUGUCGAGCUUCCUUCAGUUUCCACAGCGGUUUCAGAUUCCUCGUUAGCACAGAAGGAAUCCUCUGAACUUUCCAUUUCUGUCCAGGAACAGCGGUCACAGCUGGUAAAUGUUGACAAGCCGGCUACCGAUGGCUACAACUGGCGAAAGUAUGGGCAGAAGCAAGUGAAGGGCAGCGAGUUUCCAAGGAGUUAUUACAAGUGUACGAAUCCCGGGUGUCCUGUCAAGAAAAAGGUCGAGAGGUCACUAGAUGGACAAGCUACCGAAAUUAUCUACAAGGGUCAGCACAAUCAUCAACCUCCCCAAAACAACAAGAGGGGAAACAGGGAUAGUUCAAAUCCAAACGGGAGUUCUGAUACGGCGUCACAGUUUCAAGCUAGCAGCUUUAACAAGACUAGGAGGGAUCAUGAAGCAAGUCAGGCUACGAUGACAGAUCAGAUAUCUGAGGCAAGUGACAGCGAGGAGGUCGGUAAUGCACAAACUGGUGGGGAAGAAAGAGAUGAAGACGAGCCCGAUCCCAAAAGAAGGAGCACUGAAAUCAGGGUUUCUGAGCAUGCUGCUUCACAUAGAACAGUGACAGAACCUAGAAUCAUUGUCCAAACGAAUAGCGAAGUUGACCUUUUAGACGACGGAUAUAGGUGGCGCAAAUACGGGCAGAAAGUCGUCAAAGGAAAUCCUUACCCAAGGAGCUAUUACAAGUGCACGACUCCGGGAUGCAACGUGAGGAAACAUGUGGAAAGGGCAGCAACAGACGCGAAAGCUGUAAUAACAACAUACGAGGGAAAACACAACCACGACAUUCAGUUAAGGCUCGAAAAUUUACAUGCCUCGGCCAACCUAAGUCACCAGCCGAUUGCACGUCUAAGGCUGAAAGAAGAGCAAAGCUUGUGACUUUGGAUCUUGAGGUUGAAAAAAGGGUAGAAAAGGCGAAAACUUUGAUAUGGGAUGAUGCCUUUUAUGUGAUAUUUAGCUCUAGGGAUAUGGUUCUUGUUUGUGAAUUCUUUUGUACACGGAAAACACAAGGGUCGUUUGUGUUUGUAAUGGGAGAAUUAGGUAUAUUUGGAUUUGUAAUUUUAUA
Tarenaya hassleriana is the source of this 1926-nucleotide messenger RNA. RefSeq names its product probable WRKY transcription factor 4. Gene Ontology annotation, molecular function: sequence-specific DNA binding; DNA-binding transcription factor activity. Lineage: Eukaryota; Viridiplantae; Streptophyta; Magnoliopsida; Brassicales; Cleomaceae. Gene Ontology annotation, biological process: regulation of DNA-templated transcription. The transcript has 4 exons. The coding region runs from base 285 to 1739 and encodes 484 amino acids. The record is from RefSeq and is a predicted model, not a curated record.